CCCCUGUCUCUCUCUCUCUCUCUCUCUCUCGAUAGACUUCUUCACCUCUGAAUUUCUCGGUGUUGGAGCAAUGGCGUCGAAUCUCCUGAAAGCCCUAAUCCGAUCGCAGAUUCUCCCAGCUUCGAGGAGGAAUUUUAGUGUGGCCACCACUCAACUCGGCAUCCCGACAGACGAUCUAGUCGGCAACCACACCGCCAAAUGGAUGCAGGAUAGAAGCAAGAAGUCACCAAUGGAACUGAUCAAUGAGGUUCCACCUAUCAAAGUUGAUGGAAGGAUUGCUGCUUGUGAAGGAGACACCAAUCCAGCCCUUGGUCAUCCAAUUGAGUUCAUAUGCCUAGACCAAGAUGAGCCUGCGAUUUGCAAGUACUGUGGCCUUCGUUACGUCCAAGAUCAUCAUCACUAAGGCAAAUUCUGAAAGAGAAAUCACUAGUCUCACUCCCUUUUAUUAUUGCAUUUUCAAAGUUUGUGUAUUGUUUUCCUGGUGUGUCGACAUCUUCAGCUAUAACAUAUAAUAAAGGAUUCGAUUGAAGUCGGGUAUUGUUUCAUCCUCACUUCAGCAUUCAUCAUUUUGUAACAUCCAAGAUCUGAUAUCACUAUUGUAUUUUCCAUGCUUCUGAGCUCAUAAAAAGCUUUGGGGUUUGCACUA
Molecule: messenger RNA, 646 nt
Organism: Capsella rubella
Lineage: Eukaryota; Viridiplantae; Streptophyta; Magnoliopsida; Brassicales; Brassicaceae
Product: NADH dehydrogenase [ubiquinone] iron-sulfur protein 6, mitochondrial
Exons: 3
Coding region: 71-403 (110 amino acids)
Biological process (GO): mitochondrial electron transport, NADH to ubiquinone
Source: RefSeq, a predicted model, not a curated record